GACAAACGGAGCUCGCAAGCGACACUUGGGGCCAGCGGAGAGAUACAGCCGAGAGCGCGAGAGACCGCCGAAAAGAAAAACGGAAAAAGCCACUCUUCAAAAUCGGCGAAAAGCAAAGAAAAACGAAACAGCAGCAGGUCACAACAAAAAUUGCAACACCGAAAGCGCGCGUGCGCAACACGAUAAGCUAGGAAAAAUCGAGGAAAAAUCACUAGCUGAAUACGCUCACAACUCAAGAUGGCGGCCGUUGAAGUGAGGAAUGGCUAUAAGUACUAUGGCUCCAAAUCGAAUCCCAAGAUUGUGCUCAACCAGCUGAAUAUGAACGUGAUGCGUGGCUCCAUUUACGGCCUGCUUGGCGCUUCUGGCUGUGGCAAGACCACCCUACUCUCCUGCAUUGUUGGCCAAAGGUGUCUCAAUGGUGGCGAAGUCUCUGUUUUGGGCGUGAAACCAGGAGAGCCUGGCAGCGGUGUUCCUGGCUCUCGGGUGGGUUUCAUGCCACAGGAGAUAGCUCUUGUGGAGGAGAUGACUGUCAAGGAGACCAUCUUCUACUUUGGCCGCAUCUAUGGCCUGGAUGAUGACCGCAUUCGGGAGAAAUUCAAGCUGCUCAAGGAGCUGCUCCAGCUACCGCCAGCCACACAGAUGAUCAAGCAGUGUAGUGGUGGCCAGCAGCGUCGGCUUUCCUUUGCCUGCGCCAUGAUCCAUGAUCCCGAGCUCCUCAUUCUGGAUGAGCCCACAGUGGGACUGGAUCCCAUGCUGCGUGAGAAAAUCUGGGAUUUUCUUGUGGAGACUACCAGAAAUAGCAAAUUGGCUGUGAUCAUUACCACUCAUUACAUAGAAGAGGCCAAGCAGGCCAAUUGCAUUGGCCUCAUGCGCAAUGGCGUUCUCUUGGCGGAGGAUACACCCACCAACAUUAUGAUCAAGUUUGGCACUCAGUCCAUUGAAGAUGCCUUUCUUAUACUGAGUCAGCGUCAGGGCAAUGAGGAUGAGCUGGCCCAGAUUAUGGAUCACAACAAGAACCAGGCCUUGCCCACGGCUGUCCUGCCGCCUGAGGUCAUAGACACUCAUGAGCUGACAUCGCCCGAAAAACCACCAAUACCUUUUGAAGAGCCUCCAAACGAGAACCGCAAGAAGGUGUUCUUUACCACCAAGGGCAGGGUGAAGGCCCUGAUGACCAAGAACUUUGUGCAAUUAUUCAGGCAGCCAUCGGGCAUUAUCUUCAUGCUAUUAUUUCCCAUUAUCCAAUUGACUUGCUUUUAUCUUGCCAUUGGCAAGACUCCCACGAAUCUGGAGAUUGGCGUUUACUCCGGCGAGGUGGAGAGCUAUGGAGAGUGCUUCAACGACAGCCUGGUCACAGUUUAUCACGACGAGGACACUGAGCUCUGUUCGUUUCACAAGCUUUCCUGCCGAUAUAUACGAGAACUAGGCGAUGAUGUGGCCACCAGAAAGUACUAUUCCAGUGAGGCAGAUGCCCUUAGAGAUGCCAAGAAAGCCAUGACCGUGGGCUAUCUGUAUUUUGCUCAGAAUUUCAGUGACUCGAUAUCGUCGGUGCUGGAGGAUGGCAUUCGUGCCACCGAUGGGGCCGUGGACUUUGCCGAGCUGAGCAUUCACAUCGACAUGACAGAUCAACAAGUGGCUUACUUCAUGCAACGCAAAUUGCGCGACAAGUUCACCACCUUUAUGCGCAGCGUUGUCCGGGAUUGUAAUGUAUCCUCAGCCAUUGUGGAUUUGCCUGUGCAGUUCCAGGAUCCCAUAUUCGGCAGCACGGACAUUGAAUUCCAGCAGUAUUGUGCUCCUGGUGUGGUAAUGACCAUGGUCUUCUUUUUGGCCACCUUGAUGACGGCUGCUGUGUUCAUUUCGGAGCGGAUGGAUGGUAUUUGGGAUCGCACUCUUCUGGCAGGUGUUUCGGCCACGGAAAUGCUCUGGGCUCAUCUCCUGACUCAGUUGAUUAUUAUGGCCCUGCAGUCUUUUGAGGUUAUUAUGUACAUUGGCCUGGUCUUUGAUACCUACAACAAUGGGGAUACUCUGACGCUUAUAGGGUUGCUCACUCUGACGGCCUUCUGUGGCAUGUUGUUUGGUCUCUUCAUAUCCGUCUUUUGUAAAUCGCAUACGGAGGCCAACUUUGUGGCCACUGGAGCCUUCUAUCCCAUGAUUAUUCUCUGUGGACUCCUUUGGCCCCUGGAGAGCAUGCCGCAGUUCCUGCAGGACCUGGUUAUGGUGCUGCCCUUCACCAUACCCUCCAUAUCGGCUCGAAAUGUGAUCGAAAAGGGUUGGGGCAUCACCAAUGCCAAGGUCUACAAUGGUUUUCUGGUCAUGACCGGCUGGACGAUCAUCUUCUUUGUGCUCUGCCUGAUUGGCAUCAGACGCAAGGCGUAGAUUUCAGUUCUUGGGUUAUUCUUUAAUUAUCGGGGGCCUUUCACACACACACACACACACACACCUAGUUGUAGUUGUAUUAGCAUUUUAAAUAGGCGAUUUUACGUGCAUAUCGUUUGUAAUUUAAUAAUUAUCGGAAGCAUAUCACUCGCAUGUUGUAGACUCUCAUCACACACAAAAAAAAAGAAGGGAAAUCACAUUCAUACCAACGAAUCGUAAAGCGUUCUUGGACAGUCUUAACUCAAAAGGUGCUAGGACUGUACUUAAAGAAUGCCAUAAGGUCUUAAGGGUGUCUCACAAAAAAUAUUUAUAAUACACAGCACAGCAGCAUAUAUAUUGUACCCAUUGACAACAAACCAAUUUCGUAUUUAAAAAAAUGAUUGUGAAACAUACUAAACUUAGUACAAGUUGUACAUUUAAACCCACAUUUUAAGCUAAGAUAAUCCGUGGGAGAAAAAUGGUAAAACUUUGAAAAAGUCUUGUAUACUAAAAUGAGGAAUUGUUAGAGCGAAAUUUUAAAUCAACCAAAAAUACCAAUUUAAAUAAAAUGUGUUUAAAAUAA
Messenger RNA from Drosophila kikkawai, 2935 nucleotides. RefSeq names its product ABC transporter G family member 20. NCBI's taxonomy places the organism in Eukaryota, Metazoa, Arthropoda, Insecta, Diptera, Drosophilidae. The record is from RefSeq and is a predicted model, not a curated record. Gene Ontology annotation, molecular function: ATP binding; ABC-type transporter activity; ATP hydrolysis activity. Gene Ontology annotation, cellular component: membrane.